Molecule: messenger RNA, 3012 nt
Organism: Fimicolochytrium jonesii
Lineage: Eukaryota; Fungi; Chytridiomycota; Chytridiomycetes; Spizellomycetales; Powellomycetaceae
Exons: 2
Coding region: 1-3012 (1003 amino acids)
Biological process (GO): DNA-templated transcription
Cellular component (GO): nucleus
Molecular function (GO): DNA binding; zinc ion binding
Source: RefSeq, a predicted model, not a curated record
AUGCAGCACGAAUACACUCCGGAGGAGAUUCAGGACGAGUUUACCCCACUUGAGGGGAAAAAAAAGAGGGGCCCGAAACGCAGCUCUACAUCAAGUGAACUCGAAGUGCUCGAUAUCGGGCCGUCGAACCAGUUCAGUGGACAAUAUCAGACGGGAAAUCUCAGCGGCGACGAGAUAUAUGAGGGAGCGUGCGAUGAGAGCGAUAUCGACAACGACCAGUUCAAACACAACAUGCAAGCGUAUCAUGAGGGUCGCUCGAACGAAGCCCACGUUCACGUGGAAUCUCCCUCGACCAUGUACUACAGCAAUUCGUUUGGCGAUACUCCGGGAGAUGCCUUCAUACGGGACACGAUCGCCUCGAAUCACCAGAUGGAUAUCCUGAUGAACAACGGCAUGUCUUCAAGCCAACAGGUUUCCGACAACAGCGUCGCCGCCGCUGACUUGUCACGAUCUAUGAUGGAAUUGGAGAGAGCCAACGCUCGGAUGAUCUCAUCAUUGAGCGGCGGACAGCGCUACAUGGGGAAUGACCAACUGCAAGAUGCCAACCGUCGGGCCAGUUUCUAUCAGCAGAUGGGUGUCAUGCAACAGAUGAGCCCUGACGGGACACAGCCGACGGCGCACGGCAUGGCCAACUCCUAUGGGCAAUCUGGACCCGAUAGACACAAUCAGAGCUGGGAGUCUUCGUAUGCGUCGGCGCAGCAAAUGAUGCACCAGCAAGCCAUGCAACAUGAAGCUAUGCAACAGCGGGCUAUGCAACAGCGGGCUAUGCAACAGCAGACUUUGGAGCAACAGGAGUGGAACAUUACUCCGAUGUAUUACCCCGAUAAACAGUCUGCAGGGCCUAAAGCGGGGCCAUACCGUCCCUACUCGAUGCCAUCCGGCUCCAUGGCCGCUCAAGCUCCCGACGCCAUCUUGACUCCCGAUGGUAGUACGCCGCAAGGCGACCGCCGGCCCCGCGGUUUGUCUCACACGACAAGGCACCGAAAGGCGAGGAAGUUGGCUCCAGUCACGCAACCCGUUGCACCCGAACAACAAGCUACGCCAAAUUCCGACUCUACCUGGAGACUGCCUUCGCUAAUAUCGCCGGAGCUACGUUUCCCGCAAUCAAUUCGCGGAGACCUCCCCGACGGUUUCCAUCUGCACAUUCUCAACCUGUAUUUCACCUACUUCCACCCGACGUUUCCGAUCAUACACGAAGCGGCCUUCUUCGCCUCGCUUGUGGCAAAGCCAAAGCCGCCGCCCCUAUCGGAUGCUGGGGAGCGCAGCCAACAGGGCACGCCAUCGGACGAGGCCUCGAUGGUGGAUACCCAGGAGGAGGACGGCUGGCGUGGGUACGUCGGCUCCUUUGACGGUGACGACUCGAAUCUCGGGACCAACCAUCCGCCAGAAGGACAUGGGGCGGUUUCGGAAGCACUGCUGAACGCGGUUUACGCUAUUGGCAUUCUGUUCUCGGCUCAUCCAUGUCUGCAGGUUCUUGGUGGUCGGAUCAAGGCCGGGGAACGAUUCAUCCGUCGGGCCCGAGACGCGUUGCACAAAGGAAGCGAUGUAGUCGCGCGCUGCCUUAUUGAUCUAUGCACCUUUGGCUGCACCGUCAACACUGGAGGCGAGAUGGAGCUUUUCCCUGGGACAUGGCGAAUCGCGCAGAAACAGCAAAUCGCUGUUGAACAGCCGUGUGGGACGCUCUAUCACGUGCUCAAUGGACGGCCAGCGCAGACGGAUGGGAUGGUUGCCAGCCGGGAAGAGCGGAAACGCGUUUGGUGGGGACUGUUCUUUCUCGACACGUACACUUCGCUGUGUACCGGGUAUGACUUCCAGAUUGACGAAGGGCGAUACAUGGAGUCGUUGCUUGAUCCUCACAGUUUGUGUCGCAGUGUUCCGCACCCUUUGGCCGCUGAGAAGGGGAUUCUGGAGAGCCGUUACUGUGUUACGACACCUGGCAGAGGGGCGGAUAAUCAAGUAGAACCCUACCCAACACCUGAGAAUCCGGGAUUCGAAGAUUGGAGGUUGGCGAUCCUCGGUACGCCCACGGACACCAUUUUCGAUCAUUCAAGCGGAACAGCCUCUAGCAGCCCGACAUCUCCGGCGGACAGUGAGAUUCAAAAAUCUACACAGCAAGCUAACGCAUCGUUCGCCAUGUCUCAGAUGAGCGUCCAACCACACAUCCGACUCUCGAUAUUCCUGCGCAAGAUGCUCCGCAUCAUGACCCGGCCACCACAGUCCGCCAGCGAACAAGUCUCGCCCCUCCAUUUGAAGCUAAUGCAGCUAGCCAACUCACUGCCUGCCGACAUCCGACCUUACGUCUACCUCGCGGGUUCACCGCCGGUCAUCGAGCCAGGCCGGCUCUCAUCGCCCGUCUCUGUACAUACCUUACUGCUUUUCCUCGCUUCGCUCUCCCUCGUCCACCACCCGCACAUCGCCGAUGGGCGCGUCGUGCACGAUAUCAUGGGUCCACUAGACCGUGGCGAGAUCCCAACCGACCCACGGAUCACCACGAUGACAAGCCUCGACAUCUGCCUCGCCGUCUACGCACGCAUUAACCAAAUCGUCGAAUCCAUCUACGCCGACCGCCGACGCUCCACCGGGGCCACCUCACCAGCGCCCACAACCCCGACCGCACCCUCCGCGUCAACGCCACCCAUCCCGCCCCCUCCGCAGAUCGUCGCCCUGCCCUUCACAGCCGUCCUCCUCGCCGUACCCGCCAUCCCGGUCCUCAGCUCCCGCCACGGCGCGCUUCUUUCUUCAACCGCCGCCAAAAAAUCCCCGCCGGUAUCCAACACCGCGUCCCAAUCUCCCUCCCAGCCACCUCCGCCGACCUUGGAACAGAUCCUCCUCCCAGCCCUGGACGAUAUCGCCACCGUGUGGCCGCGCGCGAGCUGCUAUGCGGCCGCGCUGCGGGGGUGGGCGGAGGUUGUGAGAGAGCGCGGGGUGGCGGUUAGCAACUCGGCGUCGCUUUAUUGGAGGAAGUCUGGGAGUCCGUCGUUGAGGAAGAUCAACAUUGCGUUUGAUUUGUGA